AUGGCUUCGGAAGCAACACCCAUAUCACCCGCCCGCUUCGCCGAGGCGCUGAAGGAGCUGCCGGCCAGCAGCCUCGCGCUCAAGGUACUGGAGCUACGCAACUCGAUCGCGCACCUCGACUACUCCAACGCCGAGCUCAAGCCCUACGCCGAGGGCCGCGCCUCGGCCGUCGACUCGGCCGCCGCCCCGGACCAGCCUGACCAGGACUGCGUCGACGCCAUCCGCGAGAACGAGCUGGUCAUCGAGCGCAUGCAGGAGCGCAUCGCCCUCAUCAAGGCCGAGGUCGAGGGCCGGGGCCUGAGCUGGGCCGAGUUCCAGGGCAAGCCGGACGACGAAGAGAUGAAGGAGGAGCCCGAGACCGUGGCGCCGCCCGCGCCGACCAACGGAGUCAAUGGACAUGCAUCAAUCACCGCCGCGGAGAGCAGGCAGCACCCCGCAUGGUCGGACGGCACGUUCACGACAGGCACGAUACGCGGCGGCUUGAGUGACGAUGAGCUGAGGCAGCAGCUGGAGGCUCGCAUGCGGGAGAUGGAGGGCGACGAUGACGAGGGCGGUAUGCAUUUGUAA
Molecule: messenger RNA, 567 nt
Organism: Neoarthrinium moseri
Lineage: Eukaryota; Fungi; Ascomycota; Sordariomycetes; Amphisphaeriales; Apiosporaceae
Exons: 1
Coding region: 1-567 (188 amino acids)
Biological process (GO): proteasome regulatory particle assembly
Molecular function (GO): protein-macromolecule adaptor activity
Source: RefSeq, a predicted model, not a curated record